Fragaria vesca subsp. vesca is the source of this 2766-nucleotide messenger RNA. Its product is annotated as lon protease homolog 1, mitochondrial-like. The coding region runs from base 1 to 2766 and encodes 921 amino acids. Gene Ontology annotation, cellular component: mitochondrial matrix. Gene Ontology annotation, biological process: protein catabolic process; mitochondrion organization; protein quality control for misfolded or incompletely synthesized proteins. Lineage: Eukaryota; Viridiplantae; Streptophyta; Magnoliopsida; Rosales; Rosaceae. The record is from RefSeq and is a predicted model, not a curated record. The transcript is spliced from 20 exons. Gene Ontology annotation, molecular function: ATP binding; ATP hydrolysis activity; ATP-dependent peptidase activity.
AUGCUGAAACUCCUCUCUCCUUCUUCCCCGGCGGCCUCGCCGUUUCUCCGAGCUCUUGGGUCGGUCACCGGCCUCACUCGCCGGAAUCCCAACUUGGCCCGUCGAGCUUUUCUUUGCUCCGACGCUAAAAACGGUAAUGGUGCAGUGGAAAUCGAGUUUAGGGGGAUAGGAAAUGAAGCGGAGGCUGAGUCUAAGUCUUCAUCAUCAUCAACUGUCAUACCCACAAAUGUUGAUCCUGAAGAUUAUGUAAAGGUUUUAGCAUUGCCAUUGCCGCAUAGGCCGCUGUUUCCAGGUUUCUAUAUGCCAAUAUAUGUGAAGGAUCCUAAACUAUUAGCAGCUCUACAGGAAAGUAGAAACCGGCAAGUUCCAUAUGCUGGUGCUUUCCUUGUCAAGGAUGAACCAGGUACUGACCCGAGUAUGUCAGGUGCUGAGACGAAGAUUCAUGAUUUGAAAGGGAAAGAGUUGUUUGAUCGUCUGCAUGAAAUUGGUACGCUUGCCCAGAUUUCAAGCAUUCAAGGAGACCGAGUAGUCCUAAUCGGCCAUAGGCGACUUCGAAUUACAGAGAUGGUUGAUGGGGAUCCCAUGACUGUAAAAGUUGAUCAUCUCGAAGAUAAGUCAUAUGACAAGGAUGAUGAUGUCAUAAAGGAAACAUCGUCUCAGGUUAUAUCAACUCUAGGUGAGGUUCUGAAGAUUAGUGCUCAUUGGAGAGAUCAUGCUCAAACAUACAAUCAGCAUAUAAAUGAUUUUAAUUGUACAAGGAUAGCAGAUUUUGGGGCUGCUAUAUCUGGUGCAGACAAAUUGCAAUGCCAAAAAGUUCUUGAAGAGCUAGAUGUGCAUGAACGUUUAAAGCUCACACUAGAAUUAGUGAAGAAAGAGAUGGAGAUCAGUAGUAUUCAGGCAUCUCUUAUGAAAAAAAUGGAAGAGAAAAUGCUUGCUGAGCAACGCCGCAACAUGUUAAAUGAGCAGCUUAAAGCAAUAAAGAAGGAACUGGGAUUAGAGGCUGAUGAUAGAACAGCGCUUUGUGAAAAGUUUAGGGAGAGGCUUGAACCAAAAAGGGAAAAGUGCCCACCUAAUGUUUUGCAAGUCAUAGAAGAAGAGCUUAGCAAAAUGCAGCUGUUGGAUGCCAGUUCGAGUGAAUUUAAUGUAACACGUAUUUAUCUAGAUUGGUUGAUUUCACUUCCCUGGGAAAAUUACAGUGAUGAGAAUUUUGAUGUUCUUCGGGCGCAGAAAGUUCUAGAUGAAGAUCAUUAUGGAUUAACUGAAGUAAAAGAAAGGAUAUUGGAAUUUAUUGCUGUUGGAAAACUCAGAGGAAUGUCAGAAGGAAAAAUUAUCUGUCUCGCUGGCCCACCUGGAGUAGGAAAAACCAGCAUUGGUCGUUCAAUUGCACGUGCGUUGAACCGUAAUUUCUUUCGAUUUUCUGUAGGAGGAUUAACUGAUGUUGCUGAAAUUAAGGGGCAUCGUCGAACCUACAUUGGUGCCAUGCCAGGAAAGAUGGUACAAUGCCUUAAAACUGUGGGAACAGCUAACCCUCUGGUUCUGAUCGAUGAGAUUGACAAGGUGGGAAGGGGGCAUGCUGGUGAUCCGGCAAGUGCAUUGUUGGAGCUUCUUGAUCCAGAGCAAAACUCUAAUUUUCUAGACCAUUAUCUUGACGUUCCACUUGACCUAUCUAAGGUUCUGUUUGUUUGUACAGCAAAUGUUGUGCACUGGAUUCCAACUCCUCUGUUGGACAGAAUGGAGGUAGUCUCCAUCGCUGGAUACAUUACUGAUGAGAAAAUCCACAUUGCUAGAGAGUACUUGGAGAAGAUCACACGUAAAGCAUGUGGCAUUAAACCUGAACAGGUUGAGGUGACCGAUGCAGCUCUUCUUGAACUCAUUGAAAAUUAUUGCCGGGAAGCUGGUGUUAGGAACCUCCAGCAGCACAUAGAAAGGAUCUACCGUAAGAUAGCUCUGCAACUUGUUAGACAAGGAGCAGCAAAUGAAAUGGCAGUUGGUGAUCAAAUACAGUCUCUCUCAGAUGAACCCACAGGUGUUGAAGGUGAUAAACAUGUAGUUGAUUCAAAGGUUCCAAGAGUUACUGGAAAUAUUCCAAAAACCAAAGCAACAAAAACAGUUGAGAAAGUGUUGGUUGAUUCAUCAAGUUUGUCUGAUUUUGUUGGGAAACCGGUUUUCCAUGCUGAACACAUCUACGAACAGACUCCAGUUGGAGUUGUUAUGGGUCUUGCUUGGACUGCCAUGGGUGGUUGCCCCUUGUAUAUAGAGACUACUCAGGUUGAGGAAGGUCUGGGGAAAGGCGCUCUUCAAGUCACAGGCCAACUUGGUGAUGUCAUGAGAGAAAGUGCCCGCAUUGCUCACACUGUUGCCAGAUCGAUAUUGCUUGGUAAAGAGCCAGAUAACACUUUCUUUGCUGAUUCCAAGCUUCAUCUCCAUAUUCCUGCAGGGGCCAUACCUAAGGAUGGGCCCAGUGCUGGUUGUACUAUGAUAACAUCCAUGCUCUCCCUUGCCAUGAAGAAGCCUAUCAAGAAGGAUUUAGCAAUGACUGGGGAAGUAACACUAACUGGAAGGAUCCUUUCCCAAAUUUGGUGGGGGUAUGUAAAGGAGAAGACAAUAGCAGCGACGAGGGGCGGAGUGAAGACCAUCAUAUUCCCUUCAGCUAACAAGAGGGAUUUUGAGGAACUUACCCCCAAUGUAAAGGAAGGGCUGGAUGUUCACUUUGUAGAUGACUACAGUCAGAUAUUCAACUUGGCUUUCGGUGAUCACGAGAAUUAG